Messenger RNA from Candida dubliniensis CD36, 1158 nucleotides. RefSeq names its product electron carrier (gene DRE2). The record is from RefSeq and is a predicted model, not a curated record. Gene Ontology annotation, molecular function: iron-sulfur cluster binding. Gene Ontology annotation, biological process: iron-sulfur cluster assembly. Lineage: Eukaryota; Fungi; Ascomycota; Pichiomycetes; Serinales; Debaryomycetaceae. Gene Ontology annotation, cellular component: cytoplasm. The coding region runs from base 1 to 1158 and encodes 385 amino acids. The transcript has a single exon.
AUGACAUCGCUGAUUAAUAUUUUAUUAUUACUUCAUCCAACUGUAGUUACUGAUGCCCAUUCAGUAGAACAAAUCAAACUGAAAAUUUAUCAAUCACAUAAUAAUGAUAUCAAUUCAAUAAAUAUUAAUCAACAAAUAAUUGAUAGAAUCACUAAAGGAGUGAUUGAAUUACCAAAUGAUUAUUAUGAUGAAAUAAUAUAUAUUAAUCCUAAUGAUGAACCUCAAUAUAGAGAAAUUCCUAUUCUGUUAAUGCAAUUAAUUUAUAAAUUAUUAAAAUCAAAUGGGAAAUUUAAAGGUGAUUUACCUUUAGAUCAAAAUUUAGAUGUUUUAAUGACAGGAUUUAUAAUAGAAGAAGAAGAACAAGAACAACAAGAACAACAAUCAGGUUUGAAUGAGGGAACAGUUUAUGUAUGGGUUAAACCAAUACCAGUUGAUGAACCAGUGGUGACAUUAUUGAAAAAGAAAACAACUAAUAAUACUAAAAAAUCAUUACCUUUAUUUAAAAAACUAAAUAAAAAUGACAUGACUAUUAAUGUUCCACAAGAAAUUGAUAAUAUAACUAAUAACAAAAGAAAAUUGGUUGAAACAAAAUUAACUUAUUUCAGUAGUGAUGAUGAAAAUAGUUCUGAUGGAUCGUUAUCUGAUAAUGCCAAUGAAGAAGAAGAAGAUGAUGAUGAACUUAUAGAUGAAAAUGAUUUACUCAAAUAUAAUAAUCACAAUAACAAUAACAAUAAUAAUGGCGAACAAUCAUUUUCGGAUAAAUUAAUUACUCCAAGAAAAUGUGAAUUAUCAUUAAAUGGUGGUAAAAAAAGAAAGAAAGCUUGUAAAGAUUGUACUUGUGGAUUAAAAGAAUUAGAAGAAUUAGAAGUUUCAAAUCAACAAAAUUUACAAGAUCAAAUUUUAGGUAAAUUAGCUCAAUCAGCAACUUUAGAAGCUAUUAAAAUUGAAGAAAGAUUAAAACAACAAAGCCAAAAGAAAAUUAAAUUUACUGAAGAAGAUUUAUCAGAAAUAGAUUUCACAGUACAAGGUAAAACUGGUGGUUGUGGACUGUGUGCUCUUGGUGAUGCAUUUAGAUGUGAUGGAUGUCCUUAUUUAGGAUUACCACCAUUUAAACCAGGUGAAGUUGUUAAAUUAGAUGGAUUUGGUGAAGAUAUUUAA